Lathyrus oleraceus (garden pea) is the source of this 564-nucleotide messenger RNA. RefSeq names its product heat shock 70 kDa protein 3. The record is from RefSeq and is a predicted model, not a curated record. Lineage: Eukaryota; Viridiplantae; Streptophyta; Magnoliopsida; Fabales; Fabaceae. Gene Ontology annotation, molecular function: ATP binding; ATP-dependent protein folding chaperone. The annotation marks the transcript as partial. The transcript has a single exon.
UCAAUGGUUCUGAUGAAGAUUCGUGAGAUUGCUGAAGCUUACCUUGGCUCUGCAAUUAAGAAUGUCGUUGUUACUGUCCCUGCUUACUUUGUUGAUUCUCAGCGUCAAGCUACCAAGGAUGUUGGUGUUAUUGCUGGUCUUAAUGUCAUGCGAAUCAUCAAUGAGUCCACUGCUGCUGCCAUCACAUAUGGGCUAGACAAGAAAUCAACAAGUGUUGGUGAAAAGAAUGUCUUGAUUUUUGACCUUGGUGGUGGUACUUUUGAUGUCUCUUUGCUUACUAUUGAAGAGGGUAUCUUUGAGGUGAAAGCCACUGCCGGAGACACCCAUCUUGGAGGUGAGGAUUUUGAUAAUAAAAUGGUGAACCAUUUUGUUCAAGAGUUCAAGAGAAAGAACAAGAAGGACAUCAGCGGUAACCCUAGGGCACUCAGGCGAUUGAGGACUGCAUGUGAGAGGGCGAAAAGAACUCUUUCAUCUACUGCCCAGACUACCAUUGAAAUUGACUCUCUAUUUGAGGGAAUUGAUUUCUACUCCCCUAUCAACUCUCAUUAUUAUUAUUCAUUUUAA